This is a messenger RNA of Penicillium malachiteum, 1113 nucleotides long. RefSeq names its product mRNA splicing protein PRP18. The record is from RefSeq and is a predicted model, not a curated record. Gene Ontology annotation, cellular component: U4/U6 x U5 tri-snRNP complex; U5 snRNP; U2-type post-spliceosomal complex. Bases 1 to 1113 code for a protein of 370 amino acids. NCBI's taxonomy places the organism in Eukaryota, Fungi, Ascomycota, Eurotiomycetes, Eurotiales, Aspergillaceae. The transcript has 2 exons. Gene Ontology annotation, biological process: generation of catalytic spliceosome for second transesterification step; RNA splicing.
AUGGAUUUUGCCGCUCUCAUGUCCAAGGAGAUCGCUAAGGCUAAAGGCCCCGAUACGACCAAGGCCUCUGGAUCAAAGAAAGAGGAAAAGACAGAGGUGAACCCGCCAAAGAAGUACAUGCGCCGGGGAGAAAUGGAGGCUGCGCGCCUCGCAGCAUACGAGGAAGAACAGCGACAAAUACAACAGCGACGCGAAGAGAACCAAGCAAAGAAGCGGAAACUCGAGGAGGAUGAGGCGGACCGACGACGCGAACGAGAAGAGAAAAAGCAGAAGCUUGCUGAGGAAUCUAAAAAGCGAAGGGAACAAGAAGAGGAAACCAAGGAGCGCGAACGGCGAAAACGACUCGGACUACCCGACCUACCCACCAAAGAUGAAGAUGAUGCUGCGGGCGAGGAUGAAGAGUUAAAGGAUAUGGAGGAGGACGAGCUCAUUGAGAAACUUCGCGAUCUCAAUGAGCCUGCGCGAAUGUUUGGCGAGAACCACCGUUCCCGACUCCGGCGUUAUUAUCGUCUCGUCAAGCGAGCUGCUACCGUGCAGAAACUCACCGAUGGUCCAAUUCCCACGACUCUGGAACCUGUGCCUGGUGGUCAGAUGAUUAUUCCUGCUGCAAUUCCGAAGGACGAUGCCGGUCGACUUUUCCUAUUCCGUCAAUUGGGGUCUUAUUUCAACAUGGUUCUUUCUGAGUGGGAGGUCGCCCUGGCAAAACGAGACGUGAGCGUGAGACAGAGCUUUCAGGGAAAACAAGCAUACAACGCAAUGGUGCAAUCUCGAGAAAACAUGAGGCCUCUGUUCCGCCGCUUUGAGAAGGCAGACUUGGAGGAUGGCCUUCUAGACCCCAUUGUGGAGAUUGUGCACAAGGCACAGAAACGAAGAUAUGUCGAUGCCAAUGAUGCCUAUCUCCGAGUUAGUAUUGGUAAAGCUGCGUGGCCCAUUGGUGUGACCAUGGUUGGUAUUCACGAGCGAUCCGCCCGCGAAAAGCUUCAUCAGAGCGAUCAACAAGCACAUAUUCUGAGUGAUGAAAUCACCCGGAAGUACCUGCAGAGUAUUAAGCGCUGCUUGAGCUUUGCACAAGUGCGCUGGCCUCCAGAGGAUCAAUUACAGAUUAUGGGCUAA